UGCGUGAUUGCGGGGUGUGUUUGUACAAGAUGGCGGCGCCCGUAGAUCUGGAGCUGAAGAAGGCCUUCUCAGAGCUGCAGGUGAAGAUGAUUGACACGCAGCAGAAAGUGAAAAUGGCCGACCUGCAGAUCGAACAGUUGAAUCGGCUUCAGAAACAUGCUAAACUCACACAUGCAGAGAUCACAACACUUCCUGACAACACGCGGCUGUAUGAAGGUGUCGGACGCAUGUUCAUCUUACAAUCGAAAGAGGAAAUAAACAACCAGCUGAUGGACAAACAGAAGACAGCCGACGAGAAGAUCAAAGAGUUGGAACAGAAGAAGGUGUAUCUUGAACGCAGCGUGAAAGAAGCUGAAGACAACAUCAGAGAGAUGUUGCUGUCAAGGAGAGCUCAAUGAUUUCAUCGCCAAUAAUCACUAAUAACCUGUUGUAAUGUGUUCACUGUUUACAUUAAAGUGUUGAAGCUUCAA
Messenger RNA from Sphaeramia orbicularis (orbiculate cardinalfish), 470 nucleotides. RefSeq names its product prefoldin subunit 1 (gene pfdn1). Lineage: Eukaryota; Metazoa; Chordata; Actinopteri; Kurtiformes; Apogonidae. The transcript is spliced from 4 exons. Gene Ontology annotation, biological process: protein folding. The coding region runs from base 30 to 398 and encodes 122 amino acids. Gene Ontology annotation, molecular function: protein folding chaperone. The record is from RefSeq and is a predicted model, not a curated record. Gene Ontology annotation, cellular component: cytoplasm; prefoldin complex.